AUGCUUUCACACCUGUCUCCACAUGAUGAUGACUUAAUUUCCGAGUCAAGUGAUCAUCAUGAUGGAUCAUCCAAUAAUAAUAAUAAUAGGAUGGAAAAGGUAGAGAUGGCAAUUAUUUCCGAUUUGAUUGAACAUUUCAAUCAGAGAAUUUUCAAUAGUACAAUAACAGAGAAGGAACAAUCGGAAGAACAAUCCCUUCUUAAAAACGAAUUGAUGAAAAUUGUACAAUCGGAAUCAUUUCCUGCUCUUACAAUGAAAUUCUUGAGUUUAAUUAAAAUAUUGAAUAGGCCAAGUCUAAAAAGAAUUGCUAUUGAAUUUAUUCCCAAGAUUUGUGGAAGCUCCGAGGAGGAAAAUUCCAAAAUUAUUGAAGUAUUGGAUGGAAUAUUCAAGAGUGAGAAUGCAUUGACAAGGAUUGUGAUUUCAACCUUGUACAAGUUGGAAAAUUUAAAAGAUUCACAACAGGAGAAGGUUUUAUUCAUUGCACAAAAUGCAUUGGAAUCGGUUGAGGAGGAGGAUUUGGAUGAUAUUGUCAAGAUCAUGUUGAAGAAUGUGACGAAAAAGAAUAGUAGUGAAAUUGUAAAGUACAUUCGAGAAAAAUUGGCCAAUGAUGACGUGGCCAUUGUUAGGAUUAGCUCUGAAUUAUUGGCAGACACAUUUUCAACGACGCCAUCUCUUGCUAAUUAUUUCCUAAAAUCUUUAAAAGCAGAACAAGAGGAAUUUUCUAAAUUUGAUGUUUUAAUUUUAAUGGUAUUACUAUCAACUAGGCACAGAGAUAGAAAUUCAACCUUUACAAUAUUUAAGAAUGCAUUUCAAAACAAACCACAAAGAAUGAUUAAUAUUUCAACAAUUUUGGAUACCUUGAGUGCUGUUGGAAGUCUUUUGGAUGAUUAUGAGAAGGGUGUACCAUGGGUUUAUAGUAUUUUCAUUCACUCGUUCAAGAGUUUCAAACCACUGAGAAGCAAAUUUUUAACAUCACUCUUGGCAUUGUUUCAGUACAAUGAUUCCAAGUCGAAUAUUGCUGCGGAAAUUUUGAUAGGUUUAUGUGAUUUUGAGCAGAAUGAAGAAGAGGAUGAGGAAUUUUCUGCCAGUCUGUGUAAACAAAUUGCCUUGAAUCAUUUAUCGAUAAUUAAGGAUUCUCUGGCACAUGCUGUUUCAUAUUCUAUAAGAUGUCAACAUUCACUUUGUUAUUCUUUGGCCAAGUGCUCAAUUCACGAUCCAAAAACAUUCGAGUACUUGAUGAUAUUUAUUAGAAAGCAAAUUUUCAGUGGACAAGAUAAGAAAUCCCAACUAGGCCUUAUUAUUUCAAUGCACCUAAUUCAUGAAACACACUACAUGAUCAGUUCAGACAUUGACAGAUUUGUUUUUUCACUAUUUAACACGAAAAAUUUUGACGAAAAUUCAAUUCAUAUUUUAGAUUUAUUUAUUUAUAAUUUUGAUAUUUUACUCAAUAUGGGGUUCGCUUCAAGAAUGAAAGCAAUCAUUGUACAGUUAUUGAAAAAUUUGGCAAUUAUUGACACGUUCCCAGAAAUUUCACAACAAAGUAAUUUUGAAUUCAGAAAAUUCUGCUCCAUCAAUACUCUUACACUUACCUCACUUCGAGCAUUAUCCAUGCUAGUCAAGUGCUACAUUCUCUGCCAUGAAAAUGAUCAGUAUCCUCUAAGCAUGGCACUAAUGCAAAUUGGAGCAAAAGGAAUUUCUAAAGAAGAAUUAAUGUGUAUAUAUUCUAUUGGUUAUGUUUUAUAUGAUCAUGUUAUUGAGAAGAAUGUUUUGAUAGAAAAUCUUGACAAGGAAGACCAAGAUUCUAUGGUUGACUAUACCGAGUAUUUGCUACAGUUGAGAAUUGAUAUUGUAACAUCUGAAUCCAUCAAUGAUACAUUACACGCUUUGGAUUUGGAUGCAUUUUUCAAAUUAUUCCCUCUCAGUGUGGAAAUCAUUUCACUCUUUAUCAGAAAAUACAAACACGAAUAUGACGAAGUAUCCAUGAAGAAGGAACGAGAGGCAUUCAAAUGCCUUUGGUCAGAUUUUGAUUUCAUGUUGAAGCAUUUACUAUUAUUCAAAUCGGAUGAGGAAGAAUCAGAGAGUCAUAAAUCAAAUGCUAAGGGAAAGGGCGUAUUUGCUCCAGAUUUCAAAAUUCUCUCACCCAAAAGAGUACUAUUAUUUGGUUCAUUGUUGGAGGGAAGAAAGUCACCGAGCUCCAUUUUCCAAUUCAUUUCUCUCACCAAGAAGGUCAUUGGUGCUCUGGUGAAAAAGAGUUUCAAAUAUACUACUCUCUUGGCAGAGAAGAAAUCAGAGAUGAAAGUGAAUCAAGACACUCAAAGUUUAGAAGGAAAAGACAAGGUUGACCAUUUGGUAAUAUGUCUAUCGUAUAUUUAUUGCUCACUUUCGAAUGUGUUUUUUGUGACAAGAAACAUUGAUGAGGAUGCAUUCGAAGAGUUGAUUUCUUCCUUUAAGAAGAAUGACACUUCCAUUCCAAUUAAUGUAAUUUAUCUUGUUCGAUUGAUUUUAAAACAAAUUGAGGAUGCUUCUUACUUUAUUCAUGCUUUCCAAUUGAAUCUUUUAUUGGUAUCCAUUUGCCAAGGAAAGGAACUGCAAAAGAUUAUUGGCUAUGUAGGUCUAGAAUUAUUGACACGAGUCUUUAGUUCUACAUCUCAAUCAUCUACAAUUGAAAAGAUAGCCAUGGAAGCUUAUGUUUUCAAAGAAUUACCAUUCCAUCACUUAUUACACCACAGAGAAAUUGCAAGAAAACGAAAAAAUCCAAACAUAUCCAAGUACCUUAACCAAGCAACUCUUCUGUUUGCUCUCACCUAUUUACCAGCAGAGGAAGGGAGAGAUUUGUGUGAUUUUUUCGUAUUGGCUCUUGAUGAUUUCCUUCAUGCAAUGAAAGAGGAGCAAGACGUUCACGUUCAACAUCAUCCCUUGAGUAUUCUGGAUGAGAAUAGUUUUCACUACUUUUUACAAAUAUUUACCAAGAUUUUUGAGAUGGCCAUUAUCAAUGCUCCUUGUGUGCCAGUCGAUAAUGGAGGAAAUAGAAACUUUAUCAGAAUUGAAGAUCCUUUGGAUAACAUGAGGAAAUGGAGAAGUAUUGGCUCAGUCAUGUUUAUCAGUGGCACCUAUUAUUCAAUCAAAAUUGGAUGA
Naegleria gruberi is the source of this 3135-nucleotide messenger RNA. RefSeq lists its product as uncharacterized. The transcript is spliced from 5 exons. The record is from RefSeq and is a predicted model, not a curated record. The coding region runs from base 1 to 3135 and encodes 1044 amino acids. Lineage: Eukaryota; Heterolobosea; Eutetramitea; Acrasida; Naegleriidae.